Aethalodelphis obliquidens (Pacific white-sided dolphin) is the source of this 1298-nucleotide messenger RNA. RefSeq names its product aralkylamine N-acetyltransferase (gene AANAT). Gene Ontology annotation, molecular function: aralkylamine N-acetyltransferase activity. NCBI's taxonomy places the organism in Eukaryota, Metazoa, Chordata, Mammalia, Artiodactyla, Delphinidae. Gene Ontology annotation, cellular component: cytoplasm. Gene Ontology annotation, biological process: melatonin biosynthetic process; circadian rhythm; response to light stimulus. The record is from RefSeq and is a predicted model, not a curated record.
AUGUCAGCUGGAUCAGAGGCCAGGCUCUGCUGGGGCAGGUCCCCUACAAAAGAGGCAAGAUGCACCAUCAUCCUGGACGGCCCCCCGGGAGUUGAGGACCAGACCCCUGACCGUUGCUCCUCCUCAACAGGUGCAGAGGGGCCCUCCUCAUCACAGAGGCCACUUCUGAAGCUGGGGCCCCCCAGGGUAGCAGCAGCGGCCAGGAGGUCCACUCAGAGCAUCCACUACCUGAAGCCUGUGGCUCUGCGCCUGCCACCUGGGAUCCCAGAGUCCCCAAGUCACCAGCGGCGCCACACACUCCCCACCGAGUUUUGCUGCCUCACCCCAGAGGAUGCUCCUGGCGUGUCUGAGAUUGAGUGAAAGGCCUUCAUCUCUGUCUCGGGCAUCUGCCCCCUGAACCUGGACCAGGUCCGGCACUUCCUGGCCCUGUGUCCUGAGCUGUCCCUGGACUGGUUCGUGGAGGGCCGCCUCGUGGCCUUCAUCGUCGGCUCCCUGUGGGCUGAGGAGAGACUCACUCUGGGGUCGCUGACACUGCACAGGCCCGAGGGCCACACGGCCCACCUGCACGUGCUGGCCGUGCUGCCCCUCCGGAGGCAGGGCAAGGGCUCCAUCCUGCUCCGGCGCCACCUGCACCACCUGGGCGGCCAUCCGGGCGUGCACCUGGCCGUGCUCACGUGCGAGGACAGGCUGGUGCCCUUCUACCAGAGGUUCGGCUUCCACCCUGUGGGCCCGUGUGCCGUGGGCUCACUCGCCUGGGAGAUGUAGUGCUCCCUGCGGGGCCACGCCUCCCCGCGCAGGCACACCGACUGCUGAACUGGCCGCCCCCGGGGAGCCCACAGACGGGUGCCAGGGGUGUGGGGAGGCAGGCUGGGGGCUCCUACCCAGUCCCGCUGUCCCCUUCUCUGCCCUGCUGUCGCUCAGCUCAGCUCAGUCUGAAGGGAGACAGUGAUUCCCAGAGGGUCCUGGGGUGGGGGGUGGGGGUGAAAUAAAGAGAGGGCGGGGCGGCUGCUCCCGGCCCAGGCUCCCCUGCUGGGGCACGAGUGCUGUAUCCUCCAGUCUGUCCACGCGAGGCCUCCUGGACCCCCUGCAUCCAAACUGUGCCCACACGUGGCUGGGUGGGUGAAUUGGGGACAGUGGGAGGCGGCCUGCAGCCCUGCUUCAGCGUCCUCACCAAAGGAGCCGGGUGCCCAGGGGGCCCUUAUUCCCCCAGGCCCAGCGCUGCCCCUUCCCAUCCUCAUCCCUGGAAUGGAGGCAGCCGGGAGCAGGGAAGGGCAGGGGCCACCUCCCAGCUUCCCCAC